ACGGUCAGACUGAUCAGCGAACGCUUCGUGUGGCCUAAAAUGAACUCUGACAUUCGGAGAUGGGCACGAGAAUGUAUCCAAUGCCAAUGCUCCAAAGUACACCGCCACACUAUUACAACCCCGAAGACGUUUGAAUUACCCGAAAGGAGAUUUCAGCAUAUCCAUAUAGAUAUCGUGGGACCAUUGCCAACAUCAAGGGGAUAUACACAUAUCCUGACAGCGAUUGAUAGAUUUACUCGUUGGGCUAUUGCAUGCCCCUUAAACGACAUAUCUGCUGAAAACGUUGCUUUAGUUUUUCUCGACCGUUGGGUGUCAAACUACGGUGUACCAACUACUAUUACAUCCGACCGCGGUCCUCAAUUCCAAUCGACACUCUUUCGCGAACUGACGAGACUUCUGGGAGUGAAACAUAUCUCCACAACAGCCUAUCAUCCGGCAGCGAAUGGUCUAGUGGAAAGAUUCCACAGACAACUGAAAAGCUCCCUGAUGGCGCAGAAUGAUACAUCUAAGUGGAGUGAAUACUUACCUUUGAUUUUACUUGGUAUCCGUUCUACUAUCAAAGAAGAUUUAGGAUGUACACCGGCUCAACUUGUCUAUGGCACCAACCUAACCUUGCCUGGACAGCUAGUCCCCUCAGCCGAUUCCACAGACGUGAACAUUGCCGACUUCACUAACCGAUUAACUAGACAAAUGCUUCAACUUCAACCAACAGCACCUCGACAAUCUCCCCGACGAGAUCAGAUCAACAAACAUCUACAAACUUGCAAAUUCGUCUUCAUUCGAGUCGACGCCAUCAGAAAAGGAUUGCAACCUCCAUACGAAGGACCCUUUCAAGUUAUUAAACGUUCAGACAAACACUUUACAGUGAACAAGAAUGGAAGACGAGAGACUGUUUCAAUUGAUCGAAUCAAACCCGCAUACACCGACAACGACUUCGAAUCUACAUCGGCAGCUGCGCAAUCAAAUAAUCAAACAUCCGAUUCCACUCCACCGGCACCAAGUCUUAUCCUCCCUCCAUAUCAAACACGUAGUGGUCGGCAAAUCAGUAAACCGGCUCGCUACGUUCAUUUUGAGGACUAACAAAAGAAAAAUAAUUAAAAAUUAUUAUUAUCUUUUUCGUUUAGACAUUA
Molecule: messenger RNA, 1130 nt
Organism: Trichobilharzia regenti
Lineage: Eukaryota; Metazoa; Platyhelminthes; Trematoda; Strigeidida; Schistosomatidae
Source: the annotation of a GenBank genome assembly